Messenger RNA from Tachysurus fulvidraco (yellow catfish), 2866 nucleotides. Its product is annotated as scavenger receptor cysteine-rich type 1 protein M130-like. The transcript has 15 exons. The record is from RefSeq and is a predicted model, not a curated record. Gene Ontology annotation, cellular component: membrane. Lineage: Eukaryota; Metazoa; Chordata; Actinopteri; Siluriformes; Bagridae. Bases 70 to 2676 code for a protein of 868 amino acids.
GAUGCCUCAUCUGAUUUGUUAUUGAGGCUGUGUGAUGAUUUCCUCUCGUCUUUCUAAUAAGGGGGCUGAAUGAGGGGAUACACUUCUCUCAGUCUCUCUGGGCGAGUGGAGGUGAACACAUCGUGUACAGCGAGGAGGGAGAUGGAAAUCUGUCUGACUUUAAUUCUUCUCUCAUCCACACUCACACUCACAGCAGCUGACAAUGUGAGGUUGGUGAAUGGUGGAAGUCGCUGUGCUGGGAGAGUGGAGGUUCUUCAUGAUAGACAGUGGGGAACAGUGUGUAGUGGUGGCUGGGAUAGGAAUGAUGCUGCAGUGGUGUGUAGAGAGCUGCACUGUGGGGAGGCUGUAGAUGCACCACAAUACGGUCACUUUGGACAAGGAUCAGGACCAAUCUGGAUGGUUUAUGUGGACUGUAGAGGAUCAGAGUCGACACUGAAGGACUGUAGGUCACUUGGGAGGGGGGAAAAUUAUAAGUGUGGACAUGUUCAUGAUGCUGGAGUCACCUGCUCAGGUCAGAAUUCGAGACUCAGUGCUGGUCCUCACCGGUGCUCUGGGAGAGUGGAGGUGUUUCUUGGAGGUUCCUGGUCCACAGUGUGUGAUGCUGACUUUGACCAGCAGGAUGCAGAGGUUGUGUGUCGAGAGCUGGACUGUGGGAUUCCUUCAAAGGUUCUGGGAUCAGCUGCUUUUGGACGAGGGGAGGGUCAGGUGUGGACAGAGGAGCUUCAGUGUAGAGGAAACGAAUCUGGGAUUUACUUCUGUCCAUCAUCAUCUUCACUGAAACACUCAACCUGCUCCCAUGACAAUGAUGUGGGAUUAAUAUGUUCUGGUUACACGGAGGCGCGACUGGUGAACGGACCGGACUCCUGUUCUGGUCGAGUGGAGCUCCUGUACCUCGGUGUGUGGGGCACAGUUUGUGCUGUAAGCUGGAAUAUGAGAGCUGCAGAUGUUCUGUGUGCACAGCUGGAUUGUGGGAGUGCUGUGGCUGUGGUGAAGGUGGACUGGUUUGGGGAGGGGAGUAACCACAUCUGGGCUGAUGUGUUUGAUUGUCAGGGGAAGGAGACACACCUAUCACAAUGUGGCGUCUCAUCAUGGAGUCGAGCUGCAUGCACUCAUAAACAUGAUGCUGGAGUCAUCUGUAAUGGAUCAUCUGUGGCGCUUCAUGAGGGGCGAGUGCGGUUGUCUGGAGGGAGCGAGUGUCAGGGGGAGGUGGAGAUUUAUUUCAGGCAGGACUGGAGGAGAGUUCUCCUGGACUUGUGGAGUCUGUCUGAGGCGUCUGUGCUCUGCAGACAGCUGGGCUGUGGCUCCGUGCUGAACUACCGCUCCUCUCCAUCCACCACUGAACACAAACACAUGUGUGUAACAGGUUUCAGCUGCUCUGGGAGUGAAAAUCAUCUGAGGAAUUGCAGCAGUGCACAAGCUGAACCUGUCAACUGCAGCUCCGGGGAACAGCUCUACAUCACCUGUUCAGGUAAACACUCACAAAUCAAGCUGGUUGGUUCUGGGGGAGACUGUGCAGGAAGGCUGGAGGUUUUCCACAGUGGCUCGUGGGGGACUGUGCGUGAUAACUCGUGGGGUAUUGAGGAUGUUCAGGUGGUGUGCAGACAGCUGCAGUGUGGAGAGGCCCUCAGUAACCACAUAUCAGCCUGGUUUGGUCCUGGAACUGGGUCCAUAUGGCUGAAUGAGGUGGAGUGUGAGGGGAAUGAGACAUCCCUGUGGAACUGCAGAUAUCAGCUGUGUGAAGAGGGUGAAUGUGGACACCAUGAGGACGUAGGAGUCGUCUGCUCAGAGUUUAAAGAGAUCCGACUCACAAAGGGCUGUGAGGGAAAUCUGGAAGUGUUCUACAAUGGAACCUGGGGUAAUGUGUGUUACAAUCAGAUGGCUGAUGAGACGGCAAACAUGGUGUGUGGAGAGCUGAACUGUGGAAGACAUGGCAGUCUGUCAAACACUGAAGCACGAGUAAAAUCUGCUCCUAACUGGCUGGAUCAUGUGAAAUGUAGGAAACACGACUCUAAACUGUUGCAGUGUCCAUCUUCACCCUGGGGACAGAACAGAUGUGAUAAUCAUAAUGAAGUUGUUCAUAUUAACUGCACAGACAUAUCCACUGUGUCCACUGCUACACCCACCACCACCACCAAAUCAGUAGGAACCGAUCUAAACCCUGUGUCACCUGGACUUUCAUCCUUCCCUCCACUGGUUCUCUAUGUGUUUGGAACGCUGCUCUUCCUGGCCUUAGUGCUUCUGCUGGUGCUGUUUUACCAGAACAGAGUGCUCAGGAGAGUUGUCUCUAUAACGAGGCGUAAGUCUGAGCCAGAGGCAGUCUAUGAGGAGAUCAACCACAGAUACAUGGCUAGAAGAAGCUUCACACAAAGCGGAAGUCUCCUCUCUGAAGAACAGCAUUCUGGGUAUGAGCAUGUGGAUGAUGAGCUUCUCUCAGAGGAUGAAGCUGAGAAUUAUGAUGACACCAUUACAGCUGAUCAGAAGUCAGUUAUACUGACAGAGGACGUGUCCGAGAACUAUGACGAUGCAGUUACCACUGAAACAAACACAAACAUCAUCACAGACAAUCCAGAAGAUUAUGAUGAUGUCAUCACUGAGGAACAGGAUGUAGGAGAGACAGAAGGUGAGCGACUUCCUGUUUAUUCUCUAAUGUACGUAAAUUCACAGGCAGCAGAGUAAAAGAUUAAAUUAUAUAUGAUUAUAUUAUAUAUGGUAUAUAAUAAAUAUCAGCUUUCAGAUCAGUUUUUAGGACAAAUAUAAUAGAACAUGUAUUUAUUAAAGAGUUUAGAUUAGACCUACUGUAAAUAUUAUCUAUGAUACAGAACAUAAACAUCAGAUCACUGCUUUUAUAACAAAUCACCGUUCAGUC